AUGGGUGUUGGUGGCAUUGCAUUCCUGCCUGAGAUCUGGGCUGGCUGGCUGGCCGGCCGGGCUCUCAGACACCAUCUCAAUUACGUACCGAGCGAGUACCGAGGAUUCUCACAGCUACCUUACCUACCUAUCCGCCUCAUGGCAACACAUGUCCCCUCCCUCACGUCCGUGCUUAGAGUGAGACCGAGGCUUAUUGUUGAAGCGGGCUGUGACGACACGGCGGGAGAACCGAAACCAAAAAGCUUAACGUACGCAGAAUACAAAGAUGGGGGAAAGUCGAGCAUCGUGCCAGCAGCACUGAGCUUUGAAGCAUGGCCGCCAUCGAGUGGUCACCAAAGAAAAUUCAAUUGCACCACUGAUUCGGCACCAUAUUUUGCCUCCUGUUAA
Molecule: messenger RNA, 387 nt
Organism: Fusarium verticillioides 7600
Lineage: Eukaryota; Fungi; Ascomycota; Sordariomycetes; Hypocreales; Nectriaceae
Exons: 1
Coding region: 1-387 (128 amino acids)
Source: RefSeq, a predicted model, not a curated record